This is a messenger RNA of Dibothriocephalus latus, 852 nucleotides long. The record is from the annotation of a GenBank genome assembly. Lineage: Eukaryota; Metazoa; Platyhelminthes; Cestoda; Diphyllobothriidea; Diphyllobothriidae.
ACCUUUGCCGCCGCCGUUCUUGCGCCUUCUGUCCGUGUGAAUUAUACCCUGGAUACGACCACUGACCCCUACAAGAUUGAGGCUAGUAUGCACACUCUCAGCUGCCCGCUUAUUGUCCACAUUUAUGUUGAAGAAUUAAAGGCAUACGCUGUUGGCCGAAAGGCUAAUCAGGCCGGAAUUAAUUCCCCGGUGUCUACCACACCUUCGACAACAACCGCUAUCGACGCCAUGAGACUUAACCAAAACACUCUUGAUUCCCUGCCACAGCCAGACUGUGGGCCCCUCUUGUCACUUGAUGGGUACACAAACCAGUCUUCCACGAGUGAUACAAUGAAGUCUCUGCUCAAUGCCAUAAUGCGCACUGUUCCACCUGUCACAUCUUCGUCUGAAGAGGUCGGAGACCAGCAUAUCACUGAACAGUCAUCUCACCAGGAGCAGAAUCAGCGGGAGCAGGAGCGACCUCACGACUUCUGCCACUUGGACCUCAUGCAUCCCUCACCUGCCGCCGGCAACUCUUCCAUUCCCUUCCCUGUGGUGUUGGGUACACCGGAGAACACACAACCGGCAGGCCCACCCGACUUUCACUUUUCUGGAUCAUCGCCCGUUAGCUACUCUCUCCUUCUGAAUGAGGACUCAUCCUCGCUGGGUGCUGUGAUAACCGGGUUGUCGCGGCGUUCAGGAACGGAAACGCUUCAGCCAGCCGGUGGGGAGAUUUCUCUCUCAGAUUCUCUGGCUUGUAAGAAGUUAUCUGCUUUGCACAAAUUAUCCACUGUGACUACUCUCCUGAUUUCAAGGCUGAUUUUUAGAUCCACACGCCAGCGUGAUGGUGCCCGGACGGCGGCCUACGCAUGA